This is a messenger RNA of Didymodactylos carnosus, 624 nucleotides long. Lineage: Eukaryota; Metazoa; Rotifera; Eurotatoria; Philodinida; Philodinidae. The record is from the annotation of a GenBank genome assembly.
AUGCCAGAUAUUCAGUAUUUAUCCACCCAAGUAUUAUGUAAAGAUGAUAAUUAUAUGGCAGCAAUAUUUCACGCUCAACUAGUACAAUUUUCUCUCACACAUUUAAAAUUAAUAAUCACUUCUAGCUAUGAAACAUUUGGUCUGAUUUCAUUUUUAUUUAAGUAUCUAUCAAAACUUCAAUAUUUAACAUUUGAAUGUACAGGAAAUGCUGAAUUCCUUGAUGGUUAUUAUUGGCAACAGAAAGCUUUUGAAAUAAAUUCGACAAUAGAACUAAGCGAACAUGAACGUGAUGUACACGACAAUUAUUGGAAUGUUACGGAAAUAUGUGUCCAAAUAAAAGAUAUCGAUAAUGAUGGCGAUAAAGGUUGUCAUCAACAGCAGCAGCGAUAUAAAAAUGUUGUCCAGUUAUGUUUAGACGGAAAUUGUUCAUCUCUGGCACAUUUGGUUUAUUUGGAUAAUCUGAUAUGGCCUAAUUUAAAGAAAUUAACGUUUGAUGCUAUAAUUCCAUCACAAAUACUAUUAGAAACUGUAAAAUGUAUAAUGAAUAUGCCAAGUGCUUGGAACAACUUCGGAUACCUGCAUAUAUUUCGGAAGUACUUACCAGGUUACCUGCCAGAUACUUGA